AUGUAUGUGUAUUUCAUUAAUACGGUACGAAAAUAUCAUACUUAUAUCAACACUUUUUUAUAUUUACUAUGUUUAUUUAAACUUUGUACAAUUACAAAGAUUCAACAAUAAUAUGUUAAUGACAAUAUUUAUUUUCUGCGGAGUGCAUACUUAUAAUAAGCAUUUUUCACCAUUUAUAUUCUUUUAAUAAUAUAGCUUGACAGUAAGU
Messenger RNA from Rhizophagus irregularis DAOM 181602=DAOM 197198, 208 nucleotides. The record is from RefSeq and is a predicted model, not a curated record. NCBI's taxonomy places the organism in Eukaryota, Fungi, Glomeromycota, Glomeromycetes, Glomerales, Glomeraceae.